Messenger RNA from Limanda limanda (common dab), 546 nucleotides. Its product is annotated as troponin I, fast skeletal muscle-like. The record is from RefSeq and is a predicted model, not a curated record. Bases 22 to 546 code for a protein of 174 amino acids. Gene Ontology annotation, cellular component: troponin complex. Gene Ontology annotation, biological process: muscle contraction. The transcript has 6 exons. NCBI's taxonomy places the organism in Eukaryota, Metazoa, Chordata, Actinopteri, Pleuronectiformes, Pleuronectidae.
CAGCAGGACCCUGCAGCAAACAUGGCCACUGAGAAAAGACUGUCUGCGAGGCGUAAGCAUACUCUGAAGAGCUGUAUGCUGGUGGUGGCCAAUACUUUGUUGGAUGCUGAGGCCGGAGUGAAGACUGGUGAGAGGGAGAAGUUCCUGGCAGACAAAUGUCCCCCUGUGGAUAUUCCAUACUCCAAGGACGAGCUUCUGGAACUUUGCGAGAAAUUUCAUGAGCAGAUUGACAUCAGCGAGGAAGAGAGAUACUCAAUAGAGUUCAAGCUCAACAUGGUGCUCAAUGAGGUCAGAGAUCUCAAUAUCAAGAUUGUGGAUCUGAGAGGAAAGUUCAAGAGACCACGGCUGAAGAAAGUGCGUAUGUCUGCUGACGCCAUGCUAAAAGCUCUGCUGGGCUCCAAGCACACAGUCAACAUGGAUCUGAGGGCCAACCUGAAGCAGGUCAAGAAGGAGGUGAAAGAGGAGGACAAGCAGCUGCGCGAUGUGGGAGACUGGCGUAAGAACAUCGAAGACAAGUCUGAUAGGAAGAAGAUGUUUGAUAGUUAA